Salvelinus namaycush (lake trout) is the source of this 2107-nucleotide messenger RNA. Its product is annotated as zinc finger protein 883-like. Bases 1 to 1737 code for a protein of 578 amino acids. The transcript is spliced from 2 exons. The record is from RefSeq and is a predicted model, not a curated record. NCBI's taxonomy places the organism in Eukaryota, Metazoa, Chordata, Actinopteri, Salmoniformes, Salmonidae.
AUGAAACCUGAUGAUGGUGAAACAGAGUUCACCCAAACCAUCAAAACGGUAGUCAUGGACUAUCUGAAUGAGAAAUAUAAUGACCUAGCAACAGAUGACCUCGUGGACAUCGCCUCGUUGGUCGACCCUCGGUUUAAAACACAUUACAUCAAAGAGGAGAAUGUGGGCCACAUAAGAGCUGUCUCAGAGAUGGUCAACGAGGGACAAACCCAGGUCCAGCACAGGGAGACGUCGCUGCUGCUUCACCACAACUACCAGCUACAAAGAGAAAAGUCACUGGGUAGUUUUUUCAAGAAGCCGUGUUCCACCACCACAGGUCUUACUGAAAUCCAGCUGGUAGACAAGGAACUCAGCUGCUACCUUCAGUCUCCCGAUGCUGACAGAGAAAGACCAGACUCAGAGGAACCAGAGCCAGGGACAUCCAAACCAGCAAGACGACACCAGUGCUCCCACUGUAGAAAGAGUUGUAACCGGUUAUGGAACCUGAAACAACAUGAGAGAAUACACACAGGGGAGAAGCCUUACCACUGCUCCCAGUGUGGAAAGAGUUUUAAGCUUUUAGGAACCCUUAAAGCUCACGAAAGAAUACACACAGGGGAGAAGCCUUACCACGGCUCCCAGUGUGGAAAGCGUUUCAACCAGUCAUGGGAGCUGAAACAACAUGCGAGAAUACACACAGGUGAGAAGCCUUACCACUGCUCCCAGUGUGGAACGUGUUUUAACCAGAAAGCACACCUGAAAGCUCAUGAGAGAAUACACACAGGGGAGAAGCUUUACCACUGCUCCCAGUGUGAAAAGUGUUUCAAUCAGCCAUGGCAUCUGAAACGGCAUGAGAGAAUACACACAAGGGAGAAGCCUUACCACUGCUCCCAGUGUGAAAAGUGUUUCAAUCAGCCAGGGGAUCUGAAACGGCAUGAGAGAAUACACACAGGGGAGAAGCCUUACCACUGCUCCCAGUGUGGAAAGUAUUUCUGCCAGUCAGGGGAGCUGAAACAACACGAGAGAAUACACACAGGGGAGAAGCCUUACCACUGCUCCCAGUGUGGAAAGUGUUUCUGCCAGUCAGGGGAGCUGAAACAACACAAAAGAAUACACACAGGGGAGAAGCCUUACCACUGCGCCCAGUGUGGAAAGUGUUUCAACCAGAAAGCAACCCUGAACAAACACAAGAGAAUACACACAGGGGAGAAGCCUUACCACUGCUCCCAGUGUGGAAAGUGUUUCUGCCAGCCAGGGGAGCUGAAACAACACGAGAGAAUACACACAGGGGAGAAGCCUUACCACUGCUCCCAGUGUGGAAAGUGUUUCAGCCGCUCAGGGGAGCUGAAACAACAUGAGAGAAUACACACAGGGGAGAAGCCUUACCACUGCUCCCAGUGUGGAAAGUGUUUCAAAAUGACACAGGAGCUGAAACGACAUGAGAGAAUACACACGGGAGAGAAGCCUUACCACUGCUCCCAGUGUGCACAGUGUUUCAGCCAGAAAGGAAGCCUGACCCAACAUGAGAGAAUACACACAGGGGAGAAGCCUUACCACUGCUCCCAGUGUGGAAAGUGUUUCAGCCGUUCAGGGGAGCUGAAACAACAUGAGAGAAUACACACAGGGGAGAAGCCUUACCACUGCUCCCAGUGUGCACAGUGUUUCAUCCAGAAAGGAAGCCUGACCCAACAUGAGAGAAUACACACAGGGGAGAAGCCUUACCACUCCUCCCAGGGUGCAAAGUUUUUGCCCAUUUAGGAAGCCUGAAAGAACACAUGAGACUACACACAGAAGAGAAGGCUUAGAAAUUGCUCAGACUGGGAAAACAUAUUACUCAUCACAGUCACUUAAACGUCAUGAGAGAAUCCACACAGAAGAGAAGAAUUACUUGUAUAUUGAUAUUUCACAUCUCAUUGACUUAAAAUUCAUCAGAGAACAUACACAGUGCUCCCAUUGUCUUAUAUUGUUGACUGGUAAUGUGUUUACUUAUUUUUACCAUAUGAAAUUAAAUGGUACAAGGUAUACUCAAACAUAUAUUUGUUUGUUUUUAUUAGAAAACAUGAAUUUAAUAUGGAGUAUGUCAGUUUGAAUAUAAAGUAGAUCAGAUUCCAUGUGUUUAAAUGGUCCU